Molecule: messenger RNA, 2664 nt
Organism: Scedosporium apiospermum
Lineage: Eukaryota; Fungi; Ascomycota; Sordariomycetes; Microascales; Microascaceae
Exons: 3
Coding region: 1-2664 (887 amino acids)
Biological process (GO): mRNA processing; primary miRNA processing
Cellular component (GO): nuclear body
Source: RefSeq, a predicted model, not a curated record
AUGGAGUCCUACUCGUAUCGGGCUGCCCAGGCCCGGUCCCCUAGUGAUCGAACCUGGGGCAAUCGUGAUACUACGCGCGGUGGCGAUGAUCGAGACGCGUACAGAUCGCGAUCUCCGGGUGUUGACCGCUCUCAUUCCCGCCGACGAUCUCGAUCCCCUCCUGCCGUCGACCGCUACGAACCUCGGAGCCGUGGCCGUGACGACUAUUCAACGCCUCGUGAUAGAGGCGAUGACCGAUCUCGUCGAGUCGGUUCGCCGCCAGCCAACAUCGAUAGAUACGUUCCUGGCCAGGACAACAUGAGUCCUGGUCUCACAGUCAACCCUAUUCCUGAUCCCGCGAAGCUCCCCUACCAGGUUGGGUUUUCCUACUUUGGCGAGUGGUGGCGAAUGAACGAAAAAAUCAAGGAAGAGAAGGAACGCGCUCGAGCCGGCCGCCGACGUGAGCCCGAGAGACCCCGUGGUCCUCGCGAGGUCCAGGAGGAACGUGAGCGUGAGAAGAUUAAGAUCCAGGCUGCGUACGACGCGUACAAGGAGGAACUCCAGGCGAAGAUGGCUAGAACCUUUGUCAACGAGCAUAAGAAGGAGCAGUGGUUCCGCGAGCGCUAUGUGCCCGAAGUCCGAGAUGCCUUCAGGCAACAGCUGAACGAAUUCCGCCGUGGUCUUUACAGCCAGUGGGAGCAAGACCUUGACGCGGGUGUGUUUGACGACUUCUCUCUCGAGGGUCUUCCUAAGAGUGAGAGCAACGGCGCUGGUGGGGUGGUUGAGAAGGAGGAGGGAGAGGCUACGGCCUCCAACGAAAUUCUCGGUGUUGGUGACCUAAUACCGGCGAAUGGAGCAGAUAUUCGUGACGAGUCGCUGUAUCAACCAACACUGCUGAUCAAGACGAUUGCGCCUCACGUUAGCCGUCAGAAUUUGGAAUCAUUUUGCAAGGAACAUCUGGGUGAAGGAGAAGGUGGCUUCAAGUGGCUUUCCCUCUCGGAUCCUAAUCCUAGCAAGCGGUAUCACAGAAUCGGUUGGGUCAUGCUACACCCAGGUGUGGAGCAACCAGCUACAGUGGACCGGCCUGAUCCCAAGGACGAGGAUGGCGAGAUGUCAUUGGAGUCACCCAAGCCGGUAUCUACUGCCGAUAAGGCACUAGAGGCGGUGAACGGCAAGACGGUGAAAGAUGAAGUCAGAGGUGACUUUGUCUGCCACGUCGGUGUUCACAACCCGCCCAAGGAACCAAGAAAGAAGGCACUCUGGGAUCUCUUCUCUGCACCCGAGAGAAUCGAAAAGGAUCUCGGCCUCGCUACGAAGGUGGUUAGCAAGCUUGAAGAGGACUUCGGUUCCGACUUUAAUGCCGUGCUUAAGGUUGAGGAGAGAGUGGACGAGCUUAAGAACCUAGGCCGUCUCCAGCCUUCCGUUCCUGUAACCAGGACAAAGAAGGUCAAGAAGCAGAGACAGCUGGGCAUGGACGAAGCCCUCGAUGACGAGGGUGAGGAGGAGGGUGGCAUGGAGGAGGAUGAGGAAGAGGAGGGCGCAGUUGACGAAGAUGAUGACGUCGACGACGAGGAUCUUCUUAUGAAGAAGAAGCAGCUCGACCUAUUGAUCGAGUAUCUCCGUCGCGUCUUCAACUUUUGCUUCUUCUGCGUUUUCGAAUGCGACUCCAUCCACGAACUUACCCGAAAGUGCCUGGGCGGUCAUCUUCGUCGCCCUCGCAGCACGUUGUCCACUGCUGCCAAGGCAGUUGCCCGUGCUACCGUCAACGGGGAGCCAUUCCCAGGCAAGAAGCGCAACGAAGCGCAGGAGGAGGGAGAGGCUGAGCCCCAAGAGGGAGGAGAUAAGAAAUUCCGCACAGCGUCGGCUAAAGCUGAGCAGCAGCUUCUUCGUGCGUACAACUGGGUCAAGACAUUCGAGGAUAAGAUCAACCAGAUCCUCGACCCAGAAUCAGUUGAUCUGCGCAAGCUGGGCGGACGUCCUAUUGAGCAGGCUCUUGACGACGAACUUGCCAAGUUUGUUAAGCAAGAGGACGAGCACAAGUGGCGAUGCAAGAUACCUGAGUGCACGAAGCUGUUCAAGGAAGAGCACUUUUGGAAGAAGCAUGUGGAGAAGAGACAUACUGAAUGGUUUGAUAAUCUCAAGCAAGAGUUUGAACUCAUCAACGCAUAUGUGCUAGAUCCAUCCCAUAUUGCGCCUUCCCGCACAGACGCCAACUCCAAUGGCCACUUCCCUCAGGCUAACGGGCAGGGAAAUACGGGGACUCCCCGGGGAUUCAACUUGCAGAAUUUUACUAUGAAUGGCAUGAUGGCGUCUAUGCCAAGCUUCCCGAUGGCUCCGGGUGCCUUUCCCCCCUUGUUCGUGGGCCAUACCAUGCCUGCCGGUGGCUGGAAUGCUCCGGGAGAUGACCGCGGCGCUCAAGGGGGCCAAGGUCCCAUCCGGCGAGGUGGGAUGCAUGGGGGGCGUGGUGGCUCGUAUCGCAGUGGCCCCUAUGAUCGCCGAGGAGGUGGUAGAUGGGACGGGUCUCAGUCCGGAGGUAGACACCGAGGUGGUGGAGGUCGCUGGGGAGACGGUGCCGCUGGCGGUGCGGCGGUCGGCCCCAGGGAAGCUGUUCAGGGACGCAGCUUGAAGAGCUACGAGGACCUUGACCAUGCUGCUGGUGGAGGCGGUGAUGAACUGAACUACUAG